This is a messenger RNA of Lodderomyces elongisporus, 2652 nucleotides long. RefSeq names its product translation initiation factor eIF3 subunit a (gene RPG1A). Gene Ontology annotation, cellular component: multi-eIF complex; eukaryotic translation initiation factor 3 complex, eIF3m; eukaryotic translation initiation factor 3 complex, eIF3e. The record is from RefSeq and is a predicted model, not a curated record. NCBI's taxonomy places the organism in Eukaryota, Fungi, Ascomycota, Pichiomycetes, Serinales, Debaryomycetaceae. Gene Ontology annotation, molecular function: mRNA binding; translation initiation factor activity. The transcript has a single exon. Bases 1 to 2652 code for a protein of 883 amino acids. Gene Ontology annotation, biological process: formation of cytoplasmic translation initiation complex; translation reinitiation.
AUGCCACCAGCUCACAAAGGCCAUGCCUUCCGUCCAGAGAAUGUUCUCAAGCGUGCCCGCGACUUGAUCGGUGUAGGUCAAAAAGAGGCCGCUUUGGAUACCUUGUACGAGUUGAUUAUUUCAAAAAGAAUUCGUUAUUUGCAAGUUGAAGAUCUUGAACCAAUUGCAGAUUUGCUUAUUGAGUUAGCUGUUGAACUCAGAAGAGGAAAAUUGGCCAAGGAUGCUUUGCAUCAAUACAAGAAGAACAUUCAGCUCAACGAGCAUGGGUUAGAGUCUGUGCAAACUAUUGUGCGUAAAUUCAUUAGCUUGGCCGAAAAGAAGUUGGAUGAAGCUCAAGCUCAAGCCGACAUCAAGAUUGAUCAAGAGGAAGCUGCAGAAGAAGACUUGGAAACUGCUCAAACUCCAGAGACUAUAUUGUUGAGUGCUGUAUCUAAUACUGAUACUGCCGAUCGUACAGAGAGAGAAUUGGUUACUCCAUGGUUGAGAUUUUUGUGGGAAGCUUUCCGUGCAACUUUGGAUAUUUUGAGGAAUAAUUCUAAAUUAGAAGUUACCUAUUCUGCUAUUGUUAAUCAAGCUUUCAAGUUUUGUUUAAACUUCAAGAGAAAGGCCGAGUUUAGAAGAUUAUGUGAAUUGUUGCGUGUCCAUAUGCAAUCUGUUACUACUCAAACCAAGACUUCUAGUAACAAUGCUAUCGAUUUGUCUGACUUUGAAACCGUGCAACGUUACUUGGAGCAAAGAUUUGCUCAGUUAAACAUUGCUGUUAAGUUGGAGUUGUGGCAAGAAUCUUUUAGAUCUGUUGAUGAUGUCCACACAUUGAUCACAGCAUCCAAAAAGGCACCUAAACCAACCAUGAUGGCCAAUUAUUACGAAAACUUGGCCAGAAUCUUUGCUGUUUCCGACAAUGCAUUAUUCCAUGCUGCUGCUUGGAACAAGUUUUUCAAUUUGUACUCCCAAUCACCUAUGGCUACUGACGAAGAAUUGAAGAAGUACGCUUCAGUAUUUGUUUUGUCAACAUUGGCUAUUCCACAAAGCGCCAUCCACGAUGCCGAUGAGCACAGAACCAAGAACUCGAAGUUGUCAUCCUUGUUGAACUUGUCGCAACCACCAACCAAGGAUGGUUUGACCAGAUCCAUUAUCACCAGAAAUGUUUUAAAAUAUGUUGAUGAGCCAAUUAGAACUUUGUUUGAAUUAUUGCAAGGCGGUAACUUCCACCCAUUAUCAGUCAAGAAGCAAGUUGUUGAACUUUUCAAAAUUCUUCAAGCAGAUGAGAACUUCAAAAAGUAUAUCCCUACAUUGACUGAGGUCAUCUUGUUGAGAAUUUUCCAACAAGUAUCUCAAGUAUACGAUGUUGUGAAAUUGAACUUUUUAACUUCUCUUGGAGUUUUUGAAGGUCUUGAGUACACUUUGACCGAAUUGGAAGUUGAAGACUUGAUUGUUAAUGCAGUCAAGGAUGACUUGCUUGCGUUGACAAUCGAUCAUGAAGCAGGCGUUGUUAACUUCAAGUCCAAUCCAUUUGAAGAAACAACUACUUCAUUUGCCAAUGACUUGCAGAUUUCGCCAGCCGAGUUGGUUCGUUCCCAAAUCAGUAAAUUGGCAGCUACUUUAGCAUCAUCAGUGCAAAUCAUUGAUCCAAGCUAUGAGCGUCGUCAACAAGAGGCCAAACAGGCUGCUUUGCAACGUGCUGUUGAAGGUUUGAUCCGCGAACAACAGAGACUUGCUGAUAGAACUAAGAUUCUUGAAGAGCGUAAACUUGCAGCUGAGAAACGUAAGCGUGAAGAAGAAGAGUUGCAAGCUAAAUUGAAACAAGAGAGAAUUGCUGCUGAGCAAAAAGCCGAGCAAGAGAGAUUGAUCCAAGAGCAGGAGCGUAAGAAGGAAGAGAAAUUGCAAAGAGAGAAGGAAGCGAUUUUGGAAAAUGAAAAGAGAAAGCUUGCCGAGGAAAUUAACGCCAAGGGUAUUAUCAAGGUUGAUAUGAACAAUUUGAAAGAUUUGGACAAGUCCAAGUUGCAAUUGAUGCAAAUUGAACAAUUGAAUAAAGACAGAAAGGAAUUGGAAGAGAAGUUGAAGGGCACUGCUAAGAAGGCUGAUUAUUUGGAAAGAGCUUUCAGAAAGUACGAGUUGAAAUUGUUGGAAGCUGAAGCUCAAAAACAACAAGGCUUGGAGCGUGAACAAUAUGAGAAUGUUAAGCAGUUGAAGGUUGCCAAGGCUAAGAAAGACUUUGAUGAAGCUAUCCAGGUCAGAGAUCGUCUCCAACGUAUCAUUCCUGAUUAUACCAAAUUCAAGAGCGAGAUUGAUGCCAAGAAUGCCGUUAAGGUUGCGAAAUUGAAGGAAGAGGCUCAAGAAAGGUUUGAAAAGGCUAAACAAGAGAGAAUUGAAAAAGUCAAGAGACAACGUAUUGAGGAGUUGAAGAGUAGAAAAGAGAGAGAACGUAAAGCACAAGCCGAGGAAGCUGCUAGAAAAGCACAAGCCGCAGAACAUGCUAAGUUGAAGGAAGAAUUGAGAAUUCAAAGAGAAAAGGAUGAAGAGUUGCAAAGAAAGAGAGACGAGAUGGCUGCCGCCGCUGCUGCCGCUCAAGCUGAGCAAGAAGCCAAGCCACCAAAACAAAUGUCGUAUUCUGAAAGAAUGAGAUUAAAGAGAGAAGGUAAAUUGCCAUGA